Molecule: messenger RNA, 489 nt
Organism: Triticum turgidum subsp. durum (durum wheat)
Lineage: Eukaryota; Viridiplantae; Streptophyta; Magnoliopsida; Poales; Poaceae
Source: the annotation of a GenBank genome assembly
AUGCUUUCGUCAAGAUUGCUGCGUAUUGCGAACAACCAGCCCGAGUCCUGGAGAUGGAUUUCCCUCCCAGGCUCAAGAUCUGCCGAAUGUGCGGAGCUCCUAAGUGUGUACUUCCUCGCGGUCACUGGAGAGGUCAAACCAAGGGACCUGUCUGCAGGGAAAAGCUACUCGGUUUACCUAGUGUACAAGCUGGCGACCAACACAUCUGGUAUAAAAGGUUAUGUGCAGUCGUCGUCGCUCAGGCUCUACGGGGAGCACAUCGUCGCCACCAACAAGGUUAGUCUCGACCCUGAAACGCACAUGUCGGUCAAUGAUGUUAUCUACCCUAUCACGAGGGGCGAUGGCUGGUUGGAGCUUAAGUUGGCGGACUUCGCAAACGAUGACGAGAUGCUACAAGAGAAGGGGGUGAUCGUGGAUCUCCGUGAUGAGGACGUCACCGUUGAGAAGAGAGGACUCAUCGUGGAGGGUAUGGAGUUCAGGAGCAACUAG